Messenger RNA from Bufo bufo (common toad), 3519 nucleotides. It is a transcript of the gene GPBAR1, whose product is annotated as G protein-coupled bile acid receptor 1. The coding region runs from base 223 to 1233 and encodes 336 amino acids. The transcript has 2 exons. Gene Ontology annotation, cellular component: membrane. Gene Ontology annotation, biological process: G protein-coupled receptor signaling pathway. Lineage: Eukaryota; Metazoa; Chordata; Amphibia; Anura; Bufonidae. The record is from RefSeq and is a predicted model, not a curated record. Gene Ontology annotation, molecular function: G protein-coupled bile acid receptor activity.
AUCUCUGACCGGAUCACUCCCACCGCAGAGAGGAUCCAGAGGGCGCAGAGUUCAGACGCCCCCGGAGAUUACCUGCAUCCCCCAUCCCAACUCGGGUACAGGGACACUGGCAGCCUUUGAAUUUGCGUCCAUUGCAAAUCUCCAUUGCUGUUUCUGAUCCAUCUGGAGAAUGUUCUCAGAGCCUCAGUUAAGGACGUGCCAUAGUCGUUGACUCUGUGAGGGAUGGAGUCAGAUGAAUCUAACAAUUCAUCAAAUUUUAAAGACCAGGAGAGGCUGAUCAUCCUGCUAUCCAGCCCUCUCUCAGCAUUCAUCAUUUUCUCCAACCUUUUCAUCAUCAUUGGGAUCGUGUUCAACAGGAAGUUACACAAUACGGCCAACUACUUCUUCCUCAGUCUGUUGUUUGCCGACUUCUUCACCGGGGUUCUCCUGCCCUGUAUCCCUCGGAUGAGGUUCAACAAGGACCUGGGUUAUAAUGGCUGUUUUCUUGCCUUCAUAUCUCCAAACUUCUUCUUUCUGUCAUUCUUGGUCAACUUGUUGAUGGUGCACUAUGAGAAGUACCUGUGCAUCAUCUACCCUUUGCACUAUCGGGAAAUAUGGGUGCACCGCUGUGUCCCUCUCUCCCUGUUCUUGGCGUGGACUUUGCCGUUGGUGUUCUCUUGCCUUCCGUUGCUGGGUUGGAAUAAUUGGGCAAACAACUGCACCUGCUCCUAUAAGCAUGUGUUCCCAAACGCUUAUAUAUACCUGGAGACGUAUGGGGUGGUCAUCCCGGCCAUCUUGGCAAUGAGCUUCAUCACCAUCAAGCUGCUUUCAGUGGCCAGGAGGCAACUGAAGGAGAUCAAGAAGCUCCACCGAUCAGUGCAGAGGGAGGUGGUGACGGAGAUGGAGCGCCAAAUGGACUUGAGAUACGCCAAGUGUAUUGCCAUCUUCUCCUUGACUUUUUUCAUCUGUUGGGUUCCUUACAUUGCUCUUCUUCAGGUCUCAGUGCUGGCCAUCGAGAAUUAUGAAAUCAGUAUAUGGAUUGUCCUGACUCUUACAUGUGUGGGGAGUGGCAGUGCUGCUGUCAUCCCCGUCAUUUUGGGAUUAAGUCACCGGCAGUACACUGAACUCUGGAGGAACCUGUGCAAAAAAUAUUGCCAGUGCUGCUGCAAGCCCAGAGGGAACCCAACAAGUCACCACCAUGACAUGAAGAGCAAGGAAGAGACUCUGGAGGAUGAAUUAACUUCUGUGGAAUGAUGACAUGGUGCCAUAUAAGACUUGACAGCUGGGUCCACUCUUAGUGCCAGGCAAUGCUUUAAGGUAGUUCCAGAGAUGGCACUCUUCACUAAUGGGUGGCACUAACUUCCAAUAUGCCAAGAUUAAGUUAUUAUCAACACAAUUGUGAAUGUUAGGUUCCUAUAUUUGGUGAUCUACUGAUGGGGACCCUCACUGGUUCCUGAACUCCUUCAGCACUGGCACCUUACCCUGUAUGCCCAACACAUCACCUUUAAGGGAGGUUUCCAUGGGGGAAAAAAACUGCUGAUUUAUUAUCUAUGUGUAACCGGUGGUGGCUCAACUCCUGCCGAUCUGUAUAAAGAAUGGACUACUGUGGCCCAAUGGCCACCAAAGCCUCUCCAAUGUCAAUCUAGGCAUGUAGGUGCAUCCAUAAAUUGGUACUGCAGCUUCGCCCCAUGCAAUUAGAAGUGUAGGUCUAGGACCCCAAUGUAAAGCCAGUCAGCACCCCUCGCCUACCAUAUGCCAUUGGUAAUAGUGGUGUCAUCUCAUGUGACAGUAGAAGUAGAAGAACGCCAGACCAUAGGAGUCAAGCGUGUGGACAACAAGGGGCGCACUUUCACAACCGGUUGUUCAAUAAAUUUAAAUUUAUUUAAUGAUGACACGUUUCGGGGUACCGCUGACCUAUCAUUAUGUGCCCCCCUGAUAGAGCUGUAACAGGGAGUAUACCUGCUUCUACCGAACAGCCCCCAACAGUGCCAAAAAGGGCUAAUAAGAAAGCACUUACUGGUUGUGGGCAGUCACAUGAUGAAUCACAUGAUGCUUCUCAGUACUGCUGAGUGGCUGGGAGAAAUCAUGUGAUGAGUGUUAUUACCAUGUGACUCCACAAACAGGAAGUUCUUCUUUUUUAGCCCUUUUUGACUAUUUUGCGGGCUAAUUAAUGGAUAUGAUUGUACACACUAUUAUAACCCUAUGAUGACAUCACACGGGUACCCUUAUUUUAAUAGGUCUAGUACAUACUUUCUAGCUGGUGUUUGCAGGAGAUUAACCACUCCCCUAUUAGGCUAGACAUGCCCAUUUCAUCAUAACCACACCCCUUUACAUGCCGUGGCGCCACCCCUUCCUCAGCGCUUUCCUGCUGGGGGUCUGAUGAUGUCACACCACUAGGGACUAGUCUUCUAGAGGAUUCCUCAGCACCUGAGAGAUUUGCCUACUUUUCCAGGAGUCUGGGAGGUCUCCCUGUGUUUAGGGAGAAUUGCUAUAGUAUAGUCUAUUAUAUUGAUAGGUAACCUUUAAAUUGGUGGCCCUUAUGAUGACAUCAUAAAGGGGGGUCUCCUGCUUGAGAUCCGCCUCCGUUAUCCACAGCCACUAACAAAUAGUGAUUUUUUUUCUGGUGGUCGCUGCUAUUAGGGAUGGAAACUGUGGCAUCUGCCCAAAGUGCCCCAGUAAGGUAUAGGAAAUGGGAUUCUCCAAAACCAGGCAGCCCCAUAUAAGGGAGCAGCUCUUGUAUGAUGGUUCUUCAGUCAGACCGUUGCAUCUAGUUGCUGAGCGAGGUACAGACUUUUCCAUCUCCUUCGUGCUUCGAUGUCCUGUCCAUGCCCUUGUGAGCAGCUGGACUCUGUCAUGGAGGGGAAUCUACAAGGUCUACAAACAAUGAAGCUACUCUGCGCGGGAUAAACAGAAGUUUCUGGAGGGAAAGACCUUCUUCCUGUUCCUUCAUUGUAUUGGGUCACUCAGGCUGUUGUGAUGUCAUCAGUGCAUUCUCUAUGUCAGGGAUGCCCAACCUGCGGACCUCCAGCUUUUGCAAAACAACAACUCCCAACAUACCCUGACAGCUGCAGAAGAGUCAAAGUGUAUCAAUCUAUGACAUAGAGUCUAUGUCAUAGAUUGAUACACUUUGACUCUUCUGCAGCUGUCAGAGUAUGUUGGGAGUUGUAGUUUUACCAAAACUAGAUGACCCGGGUUGCAGAUCAUGGUCCUAGAAAUGUUUAAUGUCAUUGUUAGCCAUUGUCUUUUGUAUUGUUUUUCCAUUUUCAUGACAACCAUUAUGUUCUGUGUGCCAAAACUUGCCAUUUUGUUACAUUUAUCAGAAUUAUUGGUUUUGUAGAUCUGUGAGAUUAUUUUUGUGGUAAAAAUGUUCUUAGAGCCUGAUUUUUUGACACCCCGCUUAAUUUCUAUUAAAUGACGGUUUAUUGCUUUAACACAACUUCUGCUUUCUAGUAUCAAUCAAUUUCCCUUGUAAAUUGGGUAAAUACUCAGAUGGAUCUGAUGAGUAACGUAAUUUGUAUGAGAUGACAGGGUGGAGAAGGU